Linum trigynum is the source of this 2467-nucleotide messenger RNA. NCBI's taxonomy places the organism in Eukaryota, Viridiplantae, Streptophyta, Magnoliopsida, Malpighiales, Linaceae. The record is from the annotation of a GenBank genome assembly.
CGACCUCAGGAAUAUAGCAAACACUGAAGAUUUGAAGGACGAGCUCUCUGAUAGGCAUGUAUGGAUUGCUGCAUCAGUUCAUAGAGGUGAAGAACAAGGUGUGUUCCAGUUGCACUGGUUUCUUACUUGGUCUAUCUAUGCGUCAUGUCAAUACUAUAUUAUUUAGAUUAAUCUUACAGCUUGAUGGUGCAUGGUAUAGAUUAUAGAAUAUUUCCACUACAAAAUGUCAAAAAUUUAAUUUGCUUUUGUUUGUAUUGGUUGUCAGGUUUCCUGAGUUAUUGUUGCUUUCUAAGCACUCAUGACUGUCAUCUUUUCAGUAAUGUUAGCAGUUCGCAGAUCGUUGGCCCGAAGGUACCCUGACUUGUUGACUAUUAUUGUCCCUCGCCACCUGCAGCUUGCGCACCAUAUUGUUGAAGUAUGAAUUUCAGUUAUAGCUCCAUCUUUCUUCGCCUCAGCUAGUUGUUUCCAGUCUAAACUAUGCUUAUGAGUUUGCUUGUUUGAGUGGUUACUUAUGGAAGCAUAAACUUUAGGCAUUUCUCGUUUAAUGUUUUGUUUUGUUUAAAAAUGUGCAGGAAUUGCAGUAAGAUGGACUUCAUGUAGCCUUGAGGUCUCGAAAGGAAAAGAUCACGGCCAUAGGACAAGUGUACGUGGUCGACACUUUAGGUUUGCUUCUAAGCUCUCCCAAGUUCCAUUAGUUGAUGGCCAUGCAUAACAAACCUGCUGCAUGAUGUUAGUAAAUCCUUAACUUAAACUUGUUCAAUAGGUGAAUUAAGGUGUCUAUAUAGCCUAACUCCAAUAGCUGUAGUUGGCGGUUCCUUCUGUCCUGGUUUCGCUGGCCAUAACAUAUCUGAAGCUGCCGCAGCUGGCUGUGCUGUUUUAACUGGUCAUUGUUCUUCUCUCUCUAUCUCUGUCGACCCCUGCCUUUCAUGCUAUAUAUAAAUUGUAUGCAAUGUUUUUUAAAGCGCUUCACUGCUUCUUUUGCUUUCAGGUUUUCAUGUCGGACAUUUCUUACACAUGAUAAAUGAAAUGCAAAGACUGGUUUCUCUUUCAGUUAUGCAGGUUUUCGAUGCCCCUUUCACUUCUCUGGUUCAUUCAUAGCCUUCUGACUGCUACCAUUUUUAGCUCUUUAAUUGACUCUUUUGUUCUGUAUCACUUCUUCAGUGUCUGGAAAGGAAGAACUUAAAGAAGCGCUCUUUCAUCUCCUCAAUGACACAAACUUGCUCAAAGCAUGACGCAUGGCUUCGAAACAAACGUUUCAUACCCUUUCCUCAUCCUGCUCUCUUCUACACACUGAUGUUGAUCUAGUCCAAGUUAGAUAAAGAGAUCUAGUCAUGGCCCGCAUUUGCAGCCCCAAAAGUACUUGAAGUAAAUGCCUUGGCCAAGGAACUUAGUGGUCACAAGGAUCAGGUAGUGUUCUUGCGCUUUGGUGAUUUUUUUGUGUUUUUCAUUGUUUUUACUUGGCAUAGAGUUCUUGCUAAUUGGUAGUUUAGCCAAACAUUUAAGUCUGUCUCAUAGGAAAGAAAACCAGUUUUUUUUAUAAUGGGAAAGAAAACCAGUUUGAUAGGCGAUCUUUGAUGUUAGCCUGCAAUUGUUUAUUUUUCCUGAACUUGAACUCUUCUUUUUCUCUGUCCAGCCAUUCUUCUCAGCUACCCUCUCAUUUUGUUAGGCAUGAGACGUUCUUCCAAAUCAAACUUGCCAUCAAGGAUGAGGUUGAGUAUCUUGAGAAAGCUGGAAUAAACGUCAUCCAGAUUGACGAGGCUGCUUUGGGGGUUGGGUUGCCUCUAAGGAAGUUGGAGCAUGCUUUCUAUAUGGAUUGGGCUGUCCACUCCUUCAGGAUUACCAACUGCGGUGUCCAAGAUACUACCAAGGUCAGCAUCACUUUCCUGUUCCCUUGUUCCGGGAAACUGUUCCAAGUUUUGUGGCUUUGAUUUUAGUUUUUGCAUUAUGGCUGCUAGAAUUAACUAAAAGAGUGAACUUUUGAUGUUGGCACGCAGAUCCAUACCCACAUGCGCUACUCAAAUUUCAAUGAUGUCAUUCACUCAAUCGUCAGCAUGGAUGCUGGUGUAUACGAUAUUCACUCGCCUAGUAUCCCUUCCACUGAAGAAAUUACCCUAUAACGAAUUACAUAUGUUCACAUGUUCUUUCGUCUUAUGGUCUUCACUUCAUUGUGAUCCCUAGAGUUUCUAGAUUGUACAUGGGUUCUCUUAACUGCAACUUGGUGGAGUUGUCAAAAUAGAACAGGUCGAUAUAGUAGGUGGCCCGGGCAACGCUGCAAGGUUUAUCUUUCUGGUGGAGACUUUUUUUUUUUUUUUUGGCGAUGGAAAUAAAUAGUCAGAAAAUAUCACACAACCAAACACGCCAGUCAACAAGUAGUCAAACUGCCGAUAAAAGGGCCUGUUGUGCCACUAAAUGGGCAGCCCUGUUAAACCUGCGAGGAGUAAAAGUACAAGAAAACACGAAAAUUGGA